GCUUCCCUGGCUGGACGUCUCGACGAUGGACAGGGAUCUCAGUGACGGUGACAGUGUGAUGGACCUCAGCUUCGAGGCCGAGAGUCCUCUGGCGCCCCCGGCUGAACUCCUGGAGAGGCUGCCCAGCUGUGACUGCCUUCUUCAAGGGGACAGAUGCUGCCGGUCUUGGAACCCAGGAUGCCAGAUAUUCUUCCCACCUUCGGAGGCCCCGGGGAGGCCCCGGGAACAAAGGUGCUGGUCUUCGUUUCUGGAGCACAGAGUCCCUGUGGUGACAGAGGAGGUGGCCCGGGAAGCCCUCCUCAGCUUCGUGGACUCCAAGUGCUGCUACGGCAGUGCGGCCGCCGGUGACCUCGUCAUCCUGGAGCUGAAGCAGCAGGUCCUGCGCAGGUAUCGACUAGAAACCUUCAGUGAAUCCAGGAUAAGUGAAUGGACUUUUCAGCCCUUUACCAACCACUCCGUGGAUGGGCCACAAAGAGGGACCUCCCCCAGGCUUUGGGACAUCAAGGUCCAGGUUCCCCCGAUGUUUCAGGAAGAUACCAGGAAGUUCCAAGUCCCUCACUCAUCGUUGGUCAAGGCCCUUGGGAAGCCUAGUCACAAAUGGUCGUCUUCCCACCACGGCCUGAAUUGUUAUACCUCGACGUGGGAUGCUGACAUCAUGGGGGUGGGGUUGGUGAAAUCAGGAGCUGCUGGUACUUGGAAAACCAGACCAAGGAGAGCGUUCACUCUCAGGAAUGCCACAAAUGCCACGGGCACGGGCGCUACAAGUGUAGCAGCUGCCAUGGGGCCGGCACGGUGCGGUGCCCCUCAUGCAGCCGGGCCAAGCGCAGAGCCAGGCCCGCCCGGCGGUGUCAGAUGUGCUCGGGGUCCGGCAGGCAGAGAUGCAGCACAUGCUCAGGGAGGGGGAACAAGACCUGUGCCACCUGCAAGGGCGAGAAGAAACUGCUGCACUUCCUCCAGCUGGUCAUCGUGUGGAAGAACAGCCUGUUUGAGUUUGUGUCUGAGCACCAGCUGGCCUGCCCUGGGGACCUGCUUGCUAAAGCCAGAGGAGAGACGCUCUUUAAGGAUGAAAACACGAUGGUGUACCCCAUCGUGGACUUCCCCCUGCGGGAAAUCUCUCUGGCCUCCCAGCGGGGUAUCGCCGAGCACAGCGCUGCGCUGGCCUCCCGAGCCCGCGUCCUGCAGCAGCGCCAGACCAUUGAACUGGUCCCCCUCACGGAAGUUCGUUACUGGUACCAAGGAAAGACAUACGUCUACUACAUCUACGGCACCGACCACAAAGUGUACGUGGUGGAUUACCCCGAGAGGUACUGCUGUGGCUGCACCAUCAUCUGACGUCGCACAUCUGCCCCCAGAGCCCGCCACUCACGUUUGCCCAGGAGAUUGGCCGAGGUCUCUGAGUUGACUCACUGUUGGCUCCUCUGGACAAUUGCAUGCAAACCCGGGUGUGUCCUUCCAGAGAAUUCAGCUCCUCUGUCAAGCUACAAGUCCUUCUGGAGCCCGUCUGGCGGAAUCUAUCACGUGUCUAAGCUACAAGAAUUCAUCUACACACAUUGCUUUAGGAGAAAUAACUUAAGCAGUGGGGGCUUUGCCUCUGGCCUGUGAACUAAAGCCCUGAUUGAGCGUGGGGUUGAUUUUACUUUUCCCUCGGUCAGUCUCAGUUCUGGUGUGUCUCUGCUAGUCUGGGCCUUUUGUGGAGCUGAGUGAUUCUGAAAUGUUGAAAGAUAGACAGAAAUUAGCUGCCUCUUAUGCACACCAAAUAGUGCACUUAGGCAAAAAUGUACACCAUUUUACUCCUCAUUCUGUGGGUCAGGAAUUCAGACAUAGCCAUGGUGGGAUGGCUUAUCUCUGUUCCAUGACGUCUGGUGCCUCACCUGGAAGUAUCAAAGGCUGGGGUGGCUCAAGGGCAGGGGCGCUGAAGGCUGGUUCACCCAGAUGCCUGGUGGUCGAUGGCGGCUUUCGGCUGGAACACCUACAUGGGGCCUCCCCAUGCGGCGUGGGCUUCCUCACAGCAUGGCGGCUCUCAGGGUAAGCACCCCACACGUGUGCCCCAAUUAAAGAGACAGAGAUCUGUUCCCAGACUGGAGAACAAACCCGCUGUGUUGGAUAGACCAAGGGUCUGUAUGCUAAUCUCUAACGUGGUGCCUGUGCAUGGGUAAAUUUUAGAGAGUGCUUUUGGGUAUAUGCAGGUUCUUACAUCACGUGCUGACCUUAGAACCUGCGCACCGAGUAGAAGGUGACCUGGAUGUCCUGUGUACCCAGUCCCAGGCAGGAACUCCCACCUGGUGCAGUGAGGCUGGGUGGGUGGAGGGGACACCCUGCACACUGAAUGCCCGGUUGGCUUUGGAGGGGUGGUUCGGGGGCUGCGUGAGCCACCGUGUACCUGAUUGUGAGUAACCGGAUGUCCCUGUCAUCUUACAAUGCCUGCCCCCACCCGGAAGGGGAGUGCUGCACCCCAGGAGGGCCAGUCCGUACCCUCUUGAUCCCCAAGCUGCUGCUGGCCUGCAGCCCUCGUCCCCCAUAGGGUAGAAGCACGUGGACAUAAGAGGCCUGGUUGGGGGAGGCUCAGGUGGGGGAGGGGUGGUCUGAGGCCAUUCCCCUGGGGCCUCGUACAAAUGGAGGGGACGGUUUUUGGCUGUUGCCAUCAUUGGUGGACGGAGCCCAGGAAAGCGGGGCAUCCAGCAGUGCUCGGGGACGUCAGCACAGUGGAGUGGCAUUCCACGUGUUACGUGGCUAGCAGAUACCCCGCGGACACUCACGGAGGAAUUACUUCUACAAGGUCUCAUCGGUUAUUACUGAAUGCAGUGCGGAUUUUUAUGUGGUGUUCGCCUCUGUUUGAUUUUCUGGUGUGUCUUGUUUGGAACGGCUUCUGAUCCUCCCCCUUCUCUCACGUACAAACGUGGAACUCUGGCGCCUUUGUUGGGGUUCCGCGGGCCGCCGUGCUUGAGCCUCACAGAUUGAACUACAUGUAUUAAAACACUGCUUUCUUCUUA
Lagenorhynchus albirostris (white-beaked dolphin) is the source of this 2990-nucleotide messenger RNA. It is a transcript of the gene SSUH2, whose product is annotated as ssu-2 homolog. The transcript has 12 exons. Bases 26 to 1402 code for a protein of 458 amino acids. Lineage: Eukaryota; Metazoa; Chordata; Mammalia; Artiodactyla; Delphinidae. The record is from RefSeq and is a predicted model, not a curated record.